UAACUAAAUCAUCAUAUCAUAGUCAGAGUGAAGAGUGCCCCUCACAGUACCCCAGAGCAAGAGGUGGUGUCUUCAAAUGCCUUGUUUUGUCUGAUCAACAAUCCGAAACACAAAGAAUUUAACUUAUUAAUAUUCACAUGUGAGAAGCUAUAACUAUAUCACUUUUACAUGUUUUUCUUCCACAAUGACGAAGCAUAUUAACGCUGAUCAAAGUGCUUGCUGGUCAUUUUUGUUUCUAUUCACUAAUCAAUGUUGAGUUUCAAGACAGAUUCUGAUUCAAUAGUUAUGAUCUCUCACGUAACCCAACUACACAGCGUACACUAACUUAAGCCAAUUAACAGACAUUUCAACGAUGUGUUUGUCAGAGGACUGGUGCCAUUUGUAGCACUGCGGGCAGGUUGUUGGCCUCCAGAAGUGCUGCUUGCAGUAUUGUAGAGAACUGUUUCACUGCUUGCACCUGCCAAUUGUGAAGUUGAUUGGAUGAUUUGUUCCCAAAAGUUGCAAAGGACAGUCAUAUACACACCUACAGACAAACAGACUACCCACUGUUCAUCCAUCUGCAGCUCUGACCAUCACAAACACCGUGUUGGGGCUUUAAGGAGUGCUUGGUUGUGUUUAGCGGCCUUGCAGCUGCGUACCUGUCCUCAUACUGAUGCAGCAGGUUCUAAAUACGUUUUGAAAGUUACAGAUAUGCAUUGGAGGCAACAAUGAAUCCUCUGGUGCUUCUAUAUGAAGGCCAGUGGAAAAAGCAUUGGCUCUGCCAGUCGAAGUUAGUGUUAAUGAUGCGUCAGUCUAAUGUCAGCGUUGUGUCCCAGCAGGGAUGUGUGAAGCAGUGGAGGAGGACCUGUACGCUGUCCUGGGAGCCAGCCCCUCAGACUCAGUCCAGCAGCUCAGACACAGGUACCAGCAGCUGGCCUUACAGUACCACCCAGACCGCCUCGGAGGGGGGAGUUCUUCAGAAGCAGAGUCUGGAGUGAAGAAGUUUCUAGAAGCUGAUGCAGCCUGGAGGAUCCUCAGUGACCAGAGCACCAGACGACAGUAUGACCUGCAGAGGAGAGCACGGGAACUGAAGCAGGAUUGGCCAGUGGAUUCUACUGUCUAUCUGGAGGACAUGACUUGGGAACAGGAUGAGCGUGUGUACACGUACAGCUGUCGCUGUGGGGGAGGAUUCAACAUCUCGGAGGAGGAGGUGGGGGAGGAGACACAGAGGAGGCGGCAGGACGAUGAAGAGGAGGAAACAGAGGAGGAAGAGCACAGCGGAGUGGUUGUCUGCUGCGACACAUGUUCCCUCAGUGUGUGCGUCACAUGGUCAUUACAUGGAAACACUCAAAGGUUUGAACCUAUGACACUGCCGAGCCUGAAUACCAAAUACUAACAUGAGCCUUCAAAGCAUACUGUUGGCUUCUCUCAUCAUCUCCAUCAGUUCUGAAGCAAGGCAGCAAUCAAACAGCUCACUGGCUGACUCACUGAGAACAGUCAUCCAUCUCAUGUGAUUCUUUGAGCAGGAGAUGUUCCGAUACUGAUACAGAAUCAGAAAUAUCUUAUAGUCUAAAAGAAAUAGAAACAGCCUAUCAUGCUGGGUCGGGUAUCGUGGAUAUGUCUGAUAAGUCUGUGCACGAUCUUAUGUCACAGUAUCGUGUCAUUUUCUGCUUAUUUCUGCUACACAGGAACAAAAACAACACGCAUCACUUGCUAACCAAUCUGUACAUCCUGCCCGGUCGCUACUGCACAUGUGCAAACUAUUAUUACACACCUGUGCUUAAACACUCUAGUGCAUCCUGUUCCUAAUUAUGCCACAUAGUGAUCAACAAAUCAGCAGUAGGAGAGCUAGCUGUUAGCUGUUAGCAGCCAGUGGGCUAAAUAACGGAGCUAACAGCUAACGUGAGGAGGUUGCAUUGAGUUACAUUAAGAUGCGUUCAAGCUCUGUUCAGUAAAAAGUUGUACACGGUGAAAGUUUAGAACAUAACAUUAUCAUGAUGUAAUCUUGUAAACAGUUCUCUUCUGUAGAAAAACUUGAAUAAAUCCAUUUUAUAGGAGAUGUUUUCACUGCAAUAUAAAACAUUACAAAUCAUUGGCUAAGUGCUCAUUCCAUACUUUCAGUUCAAUUUAGAUUUCCUCUUUUGCUCUCAGUUUACCAAAGUGAAUUUGAAAUGCUCUUUCUUUGAAGUGUAUUGUUUUAUCUUAUCAAAUGAUUUGAUUGUAUAGUUUGUAAUGUUUAGGCAUUUAAAAGCAUACAAUUAGGUUGUGAUAAAUACAAAAUCAAUAAAAUAUAUAUUUUUUCUGUUGGUGCCUCUGACAUAAACUGUGUGUAUGUAGAGUUAACCUUUGAACAGUGUUGGUCACGGUCCAGCUUACUGGGAGUAAGAUAUGCUUCUGCAGGUUUGGGCUCAAGGACUUUCAGACUCCACAUUAUGCUCAAUCCAAUCCAGCUGACUCAGUCAUUCAGAACGGGGCUCAAGCAGUCUAUGCAUUUUCUCCACAUACCUAUAACAUGAAGUAAAGAGUGUCACCAUCUGUAUGUGUGUCUGUCCAGGCACAUUCAUUACAGUGCAGUCAUUGCUGUUGUAACAGGUUUAGGUUUUGUUUGAGGGUCUACCAAUCAAUAGCUAAGGGAAGCCCUCUUAUUGUCACGUGAACACAGCGACAUGUACACGUGGGACAUGUUGUCUGCUUAAAGUUAAUCUAAAAUUAAAUGUAACUGCUUAGCUGUACGGCCCAAAUUUCGUGCAACAGACUUCUCCUGUACCCGUCAGCAUCAGUCCUCAGGCUCUCAGCAGUACUUCCAGCGGUGUGGAUGGAGGUUGUCAGGAGGACCAGUGGGGACCAGCGUGGGGGUUUGUUCUGAGGUAAUGUGAUGCCGAAGCAGAGUGAUGGACCGUUCCCUGGAGGGUGUACCUGUGAGGAUGAGGGGCGUCUGUACACUCUGGGGUCCUCGCUACAUGUCUGGACCUGCCUGAUAGGCAUCAUGCCGCUCGGCAUACCUGAUGCUCAUCAACCGCAUCACACGGAUAACCAGCAGCUACCGACACCAAAGAACAGGCAGAGCACAUAUGGAUACAUAUCUACUCUGCUUCUCUUUCACUGCACUUGUCUCGAUUACAAAUCACUCUGAAAAUGAGAUGAAAUCUUUUAUUGUGAAAGAUCUUAACAUGGUAUCAUGCAUUGUGCUGAGGCAGCAUGAGGUGAAUUAUUCAGGUGAAUCAUGUACAUUCUGGCCUUUUGAAAGCAUAUUGGAUUUUUUUUUCAAAUUACAAGACAUCUUCCACUUAUUUUUCCUCAACUCCCCCUUUACCUACAGACGGUUGUGAUUGUGGGAGGAAACCACGCUAGA
Messenger RNA from Anarrhichthys ocellatus (wolf-eel), 3331 nucleotides. It is a transcript of the gene dnajc24, whose product is annotated as DnaJ (Hsp40) homolog, subfamily C, member 24. The record is from RefSeq and is a predicted model, not a curated record. Bases 821 to 1375 code for a protein of 184 amino acids. Gene Ontology annotation, biological process: positive regulation of ATP-dependent activity. NCBI's taxonomy places the organism in Eukaryota, Metazoa, Chordata, Actinopteri, Perciformes, Anarhichadidae. The transcript is spliced from 4 exons. Gene Ontology annotation, molecular function: ATPase activator activity; ferrous iron binding.